GGGCUGCUCCCAGCAGUGCCUCCCGUUUAUCCCCCAGGUGCUGGACCAGGAUUUAUUCUUUGGAGCUGUCAGCUCUGCUGGGCAGGAAAAAUGUCAGACGGUUUCUCUCUAUCUGAUGCCUUGGCCAACAGCAACAACCCAGCCCCCUGUGCCCCCCCAGCCCAGGGCUGGCCCUCCUGGGGCAACCAACCAGCAGCUCCUGGAGCCUUCCCAGGGUAUCCUGGAGCACCAGGAGCCUAUCCUGGAGCACCUGGAACCUAUCCUGGAGCACCAGGAACCUGUCCUGGAGGACCUGGAGCAUACCCUGCAUACCCUGGAGCACCUGGAGCUUAUCCUGGAGGCCCAGCAGGACCAGGAGCGUAUCCAGGAGCACCUGGAGCAUUCCCUGGAGCUCCACCAGCAACAGGGCCGUAUCCUGCCCCAGGACAACCACCCAGUGGCCCUGGAUUUGGGCCUUCUGCUCCUCAGGGAGGACCAACAGCUCCACAGGGAGGACCAACAGCUCCUCAGGGAGGACCAACCCCUCCAAUGAAAGUGCCCUUUGAGCUGCCCCUGCAGGCAGGACUCGUCCCUCGGCUGCUCAUCACCAUCACUGGGACUGUGAACCCCAACCCAAACAGGUUUUCACUGGAUUUCAAGAGAGGCAAUGACGUUGCCUUCCACUUCAACCCCCGCUUCAACGAAGACAAUAGGAAAGUCAUUGUCUGCAAUUCCAUGUUCCAGAAUACCUGGGGGAAGGAGGAGAGGACAGCUCCCAGGUUUCCAUUUGAAGCUGGAAAACCCUUCAAGCUCCAGGUGCUUUGUGAGACGGAUCACUUCAAGGUGGCGGUGAACGACGCGCACUUGCUGCAGUACAACUUCCGCGAGAAGCGGCUGAACGAGGUCACCAAGCUCUGCAUCGGGGGGGACAUCGCCCUCACCAGCGUGGUGCCCACCAUGAUCUAACUGGGGGGACUCUGGGCAAACUCUGCUCUUGUAGGGUGCAACACAAGUGCCUUCCCACCAGCUCACUGUGAGGUAAUAAAACAUUUAAC
This is a messenger RNA of Agelaius phoeniceus (red-winged blackbird), 1034 nucleotides long. It is a transcript of the gene LGALS3, whose product is annotated as galectin 3. Gene Ontology annotation, molecular function: IgE binding; disaccharide binding; laminin binding. Gene Ontology annotation, biological process: negative regulation of endocytosis; positive chemotaxis; neutrophil chemotaxis. NCBI's taxonomy places the organism in Eukaryota, Metazoa, Chordata, Aves, Passeriformes, Icteridae. Gene Ontology annotation, cellular component: immunological synapse; nucleus; cytoplasm. The record is from RefSeq and is a predicted model, not a curated record.